Molecule: messenger RNA, 492 nt
Organism: Empidonax traillii (willow flycatcher)
Lineage: Eukaryota; Metazoa; Chordata; Aves; Passeriformes; Tyrannidae
Gene: TMEM119
Product: transmembrane protein 119
Exons: 3
Coding region: 1-492 (163 amino acids)
Biological process (GO): positive regulation of osteoblast proliferation; positive regulation of bone mineralization; ossification
Cellular component (GO): plasma membrane
Source: RefSeq, a predicted model, not a curated record
AUGAGAACAAGCUGGUCCUGGGCUGCGACGCAGGAGGAGGAGGAGGAGAAGAAGGAGGAGGAGGAGAAGAGGGAGAAGGAGGAGGCUCCAUCCCAGCAGCAGCAGAAAGGGGCUCGAGGCGUGUGGGACAGACCCCGCGUUCCUGGCUCCCUUCUGCCGACGCGGCAGCUGCAGGCGAGGUCCCUGUGCACGAUCCCGGGAAUGGGGUCGGCGAUGUGGCUGCUGCUGCUGGCGCUGCUGGCGGCCCCGGCACACUCGGCAGCCCCCCGGCACCCCCUGAUGCUGCCGGACACGGGGGGCAGCGGGGACGGGGAUGAGGCGUCGGCCACACCACCCGCCCCCCCGGUGACCCCCCGGAUCAGCCCCACGGUGGGAGACGCGGGGGGAACCACCGUGACCAACAGCUCCGCCCCGGGAGUGCUGGACGGGCUGGUGGACUUCUUCAAGGAGUACCUGCUGCUAGUGGUGGUGGUGGCCUUAAUGAUUCUCUAA